UACAAUCACCAAAUGCAGGAGUAGGGUCUUACCUUCUCCCGAAGAGCAUGGACAUGGUUAAAUCCCAUGUCUCCUGUCUUACCAUCUUGAUUCACCGCUCGCACCCCCUCUGAAUAUCCGUUUCGCUUCUCGAUGGCACUGCCGCACUCAAGAUCACCAACAAACCUACCAACAACUUAAUAAUAAAUAUUUUAUGACAAAAGAAAGCAUCAUAAAUUGCAAUCGCUUUGCACCUAAUUCCUUAGGACAAGUAGUUUCAUACAUGGGCGUGGGUAAUUAGAGCGUCACCGAUUAUACCCAAAUUACUUACGUAUAAUUAAAAAAGACUUGGAGUGGUCGAAUAAAAAUAGAAUCACCAUUGCGAUUGUUACGAAAGGGUUAAUUCUUGGGCCUUGAUAAUGCCACACGUGUGGCACGAAACAAUUCUGCUCUGACGUUUUUUGAUGGCAAAUUUAGUUACCCGAGGAUGACAACUUUAGUUGUGAAGCAUGGCGACUUUCUGUUUUGAUGGCAAGUUUCAGUUUUUUUGGUUCUUUUCGGAUGGCAACUUUAGUGUGGCAUUUAUCAUUUGGGUUAUUUUUGAAGACCGUGCCCAUAUCCAAAACAUCGUGUACUCAGCCUGGCCAUAUGUUAAAAUUGUCACUUUGGACGAUAGAGAAAUUUUGACUAACUACGGAUAUCUUUUGAAUAUUUAGUUAAUUUCACGACAUCAUUACACAUACAUACAUAAAAAUGUUGGAACAUGCAAGGAAGGUCCCACCCCUACCUCCUCGAGUCCUCUUUCUUUCCCUUUGCCGGCUAACUUUCGCUUUCUUUCUCCUCUCUCUUUCCUCCCCUCUCUCUCUCCUCCCAAUCCCCAAUCCGUCCGUCUCUAGAGGGCCUUAGGCGAGCACAGGCAUCCAGACUAGCAGCUAGGGUUGUUGGUGCAAGCUUUCCUUUCCUCGGAUCCCUUGCACAUCAAGCCUCGAUCGCACCUCACCUCGCGCUUUUUUGACGUCCCCCAAAGCACACACAGACGCAGGGUGCCAGGUUAGUUAUUAGUUCCUCUCUCGGUUGGUGGACAGACACUAGCCAGCCAGAGAGAGAUCACGAGAUCAGGAGAGGCCGCCCAGAGCUAGAGCUAGAAGAAGCAGAAGGAGGAGAAGGGGAUGUCCAUGGCUCAUCAGGCGGCGGCCGGCGGCGGCGACACGAGGCUGACCAAGGUGUUCGUGGGGGGCCUGGCGUGGGAGACGAGCAAGGAGGGCGUGCGCGGCCACUUCGAGCGCUUCGGCGAGAUCCUCGAGGCCGUCGUCAUCGCCGACAAGGGCACCGGCAGAUCCAAGGGCUACGGAUUCGUUACGUUCCGGGAGGCGGAGGCGGCCAUGAGGGCGUGCUUGGAUCCAUACCCGGUGAUCGACGGCAGGAGGGCCAACUGCAACCUCGCCUGCCUCGGGGUCCAGAGGUCCAAGGCGCCGCAACCACUGUCUUAUCUGCAACCAUAUGCUGCAGUGGGCCAUGUCCAUGGUGGAGGCAACAUCAACACGAGGGCAAUGAAAGCUGCCAUUGCUGCUACUGGUGGUGGUGCCACUGCCAGCUUCGUCGACCAUGGCAUCCAGCAAGGGAUCCCCGCCGCGGCCUACAACAUGUACGGGUACUCUCCAUAUUUCUCGGACUACAGCUAUCAGCCACUGACCUAUUAUCAGGCGUACGGUGGGCUAGCCGGAGGGGCGCAGUACCAGGUCUUCAACGGUGGGGCCACCACAGCGCCGACGGCGGGGCUAGCAAUGGCUGAUCCAAACGGGCUCUACCCCUAUUACCAAUAUGCACCUGCCGUGAGUGCCGCGGCUGCAUACAACAUGAUGCAGUACCCCCAGAUGUACCAGUACGCGGCGGUCGGCGCCCCACCGGAGAGCAGCCCUACCGCGGUGUCCGGCCUCCACCAGUUCAUUGGCGCGACCGCGUUUGAGCCUAGUACUGGCGGCCAGGCAGGAGGUAUGACACUGGCUCAGCUGACAGCUCCAGCUCUGCCGGCAUCUGCACCACAGUAUCCACAGUAUCAGUACAGGCUCGUCUCUCCCAUGCCCAUUGCAACACCAGAUCAGAAGAAGCCCUUAGCCUAGAAAACCAUGGCUGCCUUAAUUAAGUCUGCCUCUUCAUGCACCUACAUAUCGUCUUUCUUCAUUUACACAUGCAUAUCCCUGCACUGGGAACUUACUAAGUUGCGGCCAAUGACCACUAUGGGUUGAGUGGUGCAUUUGGCAAGCUAACAGGACUGAAAGUCCAAUUUUCCAUUUUGUAGUAGUCUGGUCUGGUACCUAAUUAAGGUCUUGUAUCUUUUGAAAAAACAAUAAUCUAAAUGCAUGCAUGUGUCCUCAGUCAGCACAAGCAGCUAAUCUAUAUGCAUAUAUAGCUCACAAAUUAAUAGUUAGUCUAUCUUUGGUUAAAUAUUAGUCGUGAAGUUCACAUUACUUAGGUGUAGCAAAGUUUUUGGUGCACCUUGCGCUCUUAAGGAAGAGCGGAUGGUCAAAUAGUUAAGUGGUUGAGUCGCUGCUGAUUUUUCAUAAGCAGCUUAUGUCUCCCAGGGAAAAAAAACUUUUUCAUGGGGUGUAGCUCCAUAGAAAUUAAGCUCAUGGAGUUGCACAAUGAGUUUAGUUAGUCAAGGAUAUUUUUAAACACGUACAUUGGGGUGUCCUUAUAUUUCUCUAUUAAUUUGGUCAUUAACUUUGGUUCCCUUCCUCGUCCCCAACACCAUGCAUGCAUUGCAUCCAUAUAUGCAUCCUCUUCACCAACUAAGGCAGCCAUGGCUAGGCCCAAGCUCGGAUGAAAACUUACAUACCUGAAACAGUGACAAAAUUAUAUUUACUAUUAAUUCGCCGCAGAUUUUAUUAUGUAAUGACUAUUAUGAAAUGCACAUGCAUAUAGCCUCCAUUUCAGAAGCUAAUGUGCGUACAAAUGCAUAUCUUUGGGACUUGCAACACAUUGGCACUCUCUGAACUCA
Triticum aestivum (bread wheat) is the source of this 2977-nucleotide messenger RNA. RefSeq names its product RNA-binding protein 24. Bases 1149 to 2099 code for a protein of 316 amino acids. The record is from RefSeq and is a predicted model, not a curated record. Gene Ontology annotation, molecular function: RNA binding. The transcript is spliced from 6 exons. Lineage: Eukaryota; Viridiplantae; Streptophyta; Magnoliopsida; Poales; Poaceae.